This is a messenger RNA of Neodiprion fabricii, 3019 nucleotides long. RefSeq names its product bacchus. The coding region runs from base 176 to 529 and encodes 117 amino acids. Lineage: Eukaryota; Metazoa; Arthropoda; Insecta; Hymenoptera; Diprionidae. The transcript is spliced from 3 exons. The record is from RefSeq and is a predicted model, not a curated record.
UUCAGUCCGCUCCGAGGUCCGCUAGUCCUCCGCUUUCGUAAGCGUUUCGUGCACUCGCCGGAAACCGACGCCGCCGUCGUUGUGUCGUGUCCCACGCCGAAAUCGAGGCAUCGAAGACACACAAGUUUCUUACGUUUCAACAAUUACCAAAUUAGAAAAAAAAACCACCGUCGUCAUGAGUACCAAGGAGAAUAACGACGUUGCCGUCGAGAAGGCGAUUGAUAACGAAAAAACCUCAGAUGACGCGAAAUGCGAAAUCAAGGGAACGAAAAGGCCGGCCGAGGAUAAGAGCGAAGAAGUGAAGAAACAGAAAAAGGAAGAAAACGGAGAUGGCGAUGUUGAGGAGGAGGACGUUGAUGACGAAGUUGACGCUGAUGAGGAGGAAGUUGAUGGGGAUGGAGAUGACGAUGACGACGAAGAUGAUCUCCCCGAAGGCGAGGAUGAUCUUGCAGAAGAUGAAGAUGAGGAAGACGACGAUGCGGAAGGAGAAGUAGAGGGUGACGGCGAUGACGACGACGACGACGUAUAAUGAAGAAAGUAAGAAAAGUACGCAAGAAAGACAACGGGAGGCGGCGGGAGACGGAAAACGGGUGGACGGCGCCAUCAUCGUUCGAGACAGCGGGAGAUUCACUCUCAUAUUGAGGAGUUGAUUUAAAGUGUUGGCGCGUGUCUGCCCAAUUCUUAGGGGGUGCUCCCGCGAUAUACAAUUUAAAAAGGCUGCCACCUUGCCAGAGUUGCGACCGGCUGACACUCGGACGCCGCAGCCCUAAUGUCUUGGUCCUUCGCAAUCCUGGCCCCCAGUUAGCCAACAUCAAAUGCUAUUAGAUUGUUCAGCAUGAUUAAACUAAAUUAAUUUCACAUAAAACCGAUAGUAAUAAUAACAAUAACGAUGUGAUUUUUUUAUAUUUAGAAAAAUUCAAUCUUGAAAUCCAAAACGAUCUUGUAAAACAAAACUGUUUUCAAAACUAUACUUCCACGUAAAAUGUUUAACCUGUAAUAUGCAGUUCGUUUGAACAACCUAAUAAUUGUAUUUGUCCGAUAACUGGCUUUUUUCAAGGGACAGUUUUAUAAUGAAAACUUAUUUAAGAUAUAUAUAUAUAUAAGAGAAAACGAAAAAAAAACCAACAAAACAAAAAAAAGUAAAGAUAGAAAAAAGCUCUAUUGUAUUUAAAUAGUGUAAAAUGGACAUUUAUGGGGUGAUGAUUUUUUUUUACAUUUGAAAUGAAAUUUACGUUCGUAGUUCUACGAAUGUCUCUCACCUAGCGCGUGUGACAAGAGUAUCUUAUUGAUGCAUAUAGACGAACGAACGUAUAAUAGGGAGUUUGUAAUAGCACGAGUGUGAAAUUCGUGAAUAAUCGAUGAAUUUGAGAAGUUGCAUUGCUUCGAAAGAUAUGAAUUAUAAUUGUCCAUACUUACGCCUUGUUUUUUUUUUUAAAUGCAUGGGAAAAUCCGAUAAUUCACCGUAAAAUAGCAAUCGUCAGUUGAACAGUACAGUUCCAGCGCCGAUCAUGUUUACAGAAUUUCACACUUUUGCCUCAAAGUCGAUAUGGGACAUGGAAGUAUCGAAUUAUGCAUGCGCCGAAAAAGCAGUGUGGAUGAGUAAUUGUGUGUCUUUAACUUUGCGUUAUAAUUAUCAUACAUAGCAUGUAUAAAGUCAUAAACUAAGGAACAUUUUAUUAUUAAUACUGACGAUUAUGAUAUUACGUAACGUUAUACAUGAAAGCGUCACGUGGGGGGGUAGGGGGAUCGUCACGGCAUACAACGAGCUCUGAGUAGAGAGAGUAUUGUCAUGUACGAACAAAUUGUUAACCCUUUUCCAAUAUUUGCUCCAAUAUAAUUUUGAAGAAACUCUAUUGCGUCUAAUGUAGAUAAGUUACGAGCAAGGAAGAAAAAUUCAGUUUCUUCUCUCUGCUUAAAUAAUUAGCUACCCAAGCAAUUUUGAGACUCCCCCCUUUCCCAUUUUUUUAACGAUAAAGUUGCGGUUUCGUUUCUGUGCUCGCUCUUUGUAAAAUAACAACAAAUGUAAUUUUGAUAAUAGUAAUAGUAUUACUACAACAACUUGUUUAUUUAUUUGAAAAUACUCUUUCCGUUCAAGUGCGUUCUUAUGUUGACAUCAUUUUCACAUUUACAUGUACGAAAUUCAUGUAUAAUUAAUUUGAAGACAAUUUUUUUUUUUUUUAUUCAUUUCUCCUGAUCAUCGUUUUACGCAUAGUACAUUGUAUUUUAAUAUAUCGCCAAUUUCUGUAUAUAUGCAAUAUAGCGCUGAUGCUACACGCAGACGCAGGAACGUGUGGUCGCCUUUUUUUUUUGUUUUUUUUUCCCCUUGCAGAAAGGAUUCAUGAAUAUACGCGCCUUACACGGCGUGGAACGGCAAAAAUUCUUUUAAUAUUUGAGAUUACCGCACCGUGGUUAGGUUUCAUGAUUUCGGAUGUGCUCCACAUCUAAUAAAUUAUUAUCGUUUUGUAUGCAGUGGGAAUCUCUUGCAGCGGACAAAUUUAUAUCCGGUAACGUCUCUCAGUUUGUCCCUGCUGUGUGUGCGGGGAGGCCGCUUUGAGAGAUCCUCAAGAUAUGCACACGCAGGCCAUGUAUACACAUUUUUUACUAUAAUGCCAACGAAUAGUCGGGUCGAUUACUUCGACUGUAGGCUGUUGUAACAGCCACCGAACAAAGUAAAGAAAAUAGAAAAUUAAAAAAUUGUCAUACGAAAAACAUCGUAGUAUGAGGCAACACGGAUGACUGAUUUGGCGAUACAUAGAUUCACGUAUUAGGUUUCCUUAAAUUUUUAUUAAAUAAUAUAACCAUCACCAUCGAAUUGAGUAAACACCUGAUUGGUAUAAUUUAACAAGAAAAUUAUGACCCCUAAGAUUGAGAUACAAGUAAUAAGAUGUUCUAUCUUUCAAUGUCAUAACUUAUUCUGGGAGACUGGUAGGCAAAUGAGGUGAUGAGACAUUGCGGUUACGAUACCAUUGUACCAUAGCUGCAUAAUAUUAAUAAUAAUAAAUAAUGAUAAUAAUUUGAA